ACCGUAUUGAAAUUCCGUCGCUUUUGCACACCUAGGAUCAACCGGCUCUUUCGCCGACCUCUAUAAGUACGCCACCCCCCUCAUCCACCGCGAGUUCUGUUUCUUCCACUUAUCCAUCCAUCUUCCAUCAUCAACUCACGCUUCACCUCGACGUGAUAACUCUCAGCUUUACAUCCACUAAUUUCGCCAAAUUUAAUCUCCCGUCAAAUUUCAGACAAAAUGCCCCCCAAGGCCGCUGAGAAGAAGCCCUCCACCGGCGGAAAGGCUCCCGCCGCUGGCAAGGCUCCUGCUGAGAAGAAGGAAGCUGGCAAGAAGACUGCCACCGCCGCCUCUGGCGACAAGAAGAAGCGUGGAAAGACCCGCAAGGAGACCUACUCUUCCUACAUCUACAAGGUCCUCAAGCAGGUCCACCCUGACACUGGUAUCUCCACUCGUGCCAUGUCCAUCCUGAACUCUUUCGUCAACGACAUCUUCGAGCGUGUUGCGACCGAGGCUUCCAAGCUCGCUGCCUACAACAAGAAGUCCACCAUUUCUUCCCGAGAGAUCCAGACCUCUGUGAGGCUCAUCCUCCCCGGUGAACUUGCCAAGCACGCUGUGUCGGAAGGCACCAAGGCUGUCACCAAGUACUCUUCUUCCGCCAAAUAGGCUGCUUUGUCUUUUUAUUCCCAGGGUUGUCUUGUUUUGUUCUUUUGCCUUUAUGGUCUGCCGUGGCUAUGCGGUUGGUUACCGGGUGUUAGUGGGAUCUCUAAUGUGUCAUGGGACGGCUGUUAUUUCAUGGGCCGAAUGUCUUUAUGGGUGCAAUUUUAAAGGUGGACAGGGUGUAACAUAACUAGGGUCCUCUGUUCUGCCUUUCUAGAGCUCCAAAUCAAACUCACUUUAGUGCACGAUUUAUGUAUUCUGGACAUGAAA
Molecule: messenger RNA, 909 nt
Organism: Paecilomyces variotii
Lineage: Eukaryota; Fungi; Ascomycota; Eurotiomycetes; Eurotiales; Thermoascaceae
Product: histone-fold-containing protein
Exons: 3
Coding region: 220-645 (141 amino acids)
Biological process (GO): nucleosome assembly
Cellular component (GO): nucleosome
Molecular function (GO): structural constituent of chromatin; DNA binding; protein heterodimerization activity
Source: RefSeq, a predicted model, not a curated record